UCAUCGUCGUCCAAGUGAUGUCAUGUAGAUUUUUUUUACAGUUCCGCCCUUGUCCUAGGAUGAGAACAGUUGUGUAUUUGAUGAAUUAAGUGAACUGUGUUCACAUCUGCAUUUCGUUGUUUAUUCAACAUCAGAGAUAUGGCGUAGUGAAUGCUGGUUUCAACAACAACACAAUAUGACGAAACUGGAAGUGACCAACUCAGAUUAGUAAGAAGUCGAGAAUGAGUUAGAAACACUUUAUGUUUAUAAAUAAAGAAACAUUUAGGUAUUCAAUUUGUAUGUAUUGUUACCAAUGCUUCAUUAGCACAUUGUGAUAAGAUUGAGACUCUCAGGUGAUAUCUACAAACAUCGCGUCAUUGUGUUCUCUGAAGAGUGCGAAUCUACCAGUUUCAGUGUGCGAUCAGAGUGGACUAGCGAGCAUUAGCAGAAUGAGUGGUUCCAGAACUAAGAUAUUGCAGAAGCUGCGCAGUCAUAGCAGCGACGUCACGUCUGUUGACUUUUUCGGCAAUUCGCUGCUUGCUACAGGGUCAAGCGACAAAACGGUUCGCGUCUGGCGUUGGGUGGCAGGUAAUGGAUUUUGCGAGGAACCGUUCUCACCGCUCCUGGGCCACAAGUACGGAGUGACGAGCGUACGCGUUUCACCCAAGGGUGCGGUACUGGCCUCAGCCUCGGUGGAUGGCACCGUGAUGCUGUGGAAUCUGGCCACUGGCGAAGAAACGAAUGUGCUCACGCAAGAAGCCGGUGAGGCAAUCCGUGCGUGUAUCUUCAGCCCGAAUGGAGCCUCGAUCGUCAGUUCGGACGAUAGUGGCUGCAUCUGCGUUUGGGGUCAGGAUAAAAGUUUGAAAAGACACAUGAAGAUUCAUGAUGAGGCAAUUCACACCAUGGCUUUCUCCAGCGAUUCGAGUAUCCUGCUAACCGCCUGCACGCUCGGGAACAUUCGAUUUUACGCCGUGGAGGAUGAUUUCGAGGCCGACAUUACGAAACCGGACUGCUCAAUCGAUGCUGCCCAUGACAUGGGAGUUCUAUCUGCAGACUUCUGUAAAGUCGUACAUACCGACCCCGCCGACAACUUUUCGAUCAUCUAUACGGUGGCAACCUGCGGCACGGACCAUUUCAUCAAAAUCUGGCGCAUCUUCUACAUUCCUGCCAACGUGGACCGCAGUCGGAAAUCUCGCCUGAUUCCCGCCACGCCGCAGGAGCACUUUGCUGGCCAGUCGACAAUCUACAGCACCGCGGUGAUGAACGCCAGCUGCGUGCAAACGAUUGCAGCCCACGGCAGUUCGGUGACAUGUGUGAGGUUUAACAGCACCGGUACGCUGUUGAUAUCAAGCAGCCUCGAUAAGACCAUUAAGAUUUGGAACCAACAGGGAACGUGCAUCAAGACACUGUCGGAGCACUCGCGCUAUGUCAACUGUUUGGCCAUCAACGGUGACUCGACGGUUAUUGCGUCGGGUUCGAACGAUCGCUCCGUUAUCAUCUGGGAUUUGACGAACAAUCUGACGAUCGAUUCGCACAUCACUGGCAUCCGAUCGCUGCUGUUCAAGCUGGCAUCGAAGACCACGGACAUCCCGCUGGAGUUCAUAUGCCCGAUUACGCACGAGAUCAUGCGGGAACCGGUCUACGCAGAAGACGGUUUCACGUACGAGCGAUCGGCGAUCGAGGAGUGGUUUGGCCGCGAGAAGAUCGUAUCCCCGAUGACCAACGUGGAGCUGUCGACCGACGAGUUGGUGGAAAACGGUAAACUCAAGCAGAAGAUCGACGAGUACAUCAAGACACUCGAUCUGGACAGCUUUGAAUAAGAGGGUAGGCGACUACGACUACGAAGCCUUUUGUGGGCCGUAUCUUUCAUGGGACUGAUCAUUCUGGAUUUUUGUUCAUGUUGCGAUAUUAACUAAUAUUUUUAUAUGUAAAUGUUGUUACCAACUUCAGAACUGUAGGAUUUUUCUAUUCUUGUGAUAAUCUAGCGAAUCAACAAAUUUCACAGAUCCACUGGUCGUACUUUUUUUUAACGUAGAUCAACGCAAUCAGUAGCGAAGAAGCUUUAGGUGUUAAUCAUACGUAUAUAACCGACGAUCGUACAGUGAAAUAUGGGGAUCGAGAGGAUGGGGAGUAGUAACUGGUCUGUAACCGUUUUGUUCAACUCAUUUAGACGUUUUUUGUGUGUGCCCAAUCCGUACAUGGAUGAUGGUGAUGAUAGUCAGCCCCGUCGAAAACGGCUUCGUCAACGCGAAUAACGUAUACCUAAGCGGGUCGUAAGGGUGAUCGUGGAGAGUGAUGGUAGAAUGCUAAUUGAACGAUUCGUUUUUCCCCUGAUUGAGGUACAUCUUUAUGAUUAUUAGGGCGUGCUGGCGUAUGCUGUACACUGGUGGGUAAAAUAUUAUUCGAGGAGAUUGACCUAUGAUUUAUAUUCGAAUACUUACAAUAUAGUGUGGUUCAUACACGACUGUUAUUAUUGUAAUUAUUUAUCGUGGCUUUUCGCCCUUGGUGAGUUCGCCACACACUACACACGACUUUGUUAACGGAAAUAGUAAUACCUUUCCAGCAAACAACCUUUAAUAUAGCUUUGUAUUUAUCUACAUGGUAUUUUACAUUUCACUUGUUAUAGUUUUGUUUGAAUCAAUUAGCUUCCAAAUUAGAAAUUUUGUUGUAGGAAGAAGUUGUUCGCACAUAUCUAUAGACGAAGCUUGUUAUAGCGGCAUUGUAAGGGACCGUCGGUAUAUGGAGAUGCCGCUAAAAAAAUGUGUCGUUAGAAAGAACUUCGAUAUUGUUAUAAAGAACAAAGGUAAAAAAUUCAAUAUUUUUGAGAACUUUUUUAACAUUUUAUUUCAUUCAGAAUAAGGUUCAGUUGACUCUUCAUAUCUCUACAUUUUAGGGACUAUCGAUAUACGGGGAGAUCAGGACAAAAACAUAUUGUUUUCUAAUAAAUGCUUGAUUGGAAAACUAAA
Messenger RNA from Aedes aegypti (yellow fever mosquito), 2945 nucleotides. RefSeq names its product WD repeat, SAM and U-box domain-containing protein 1-like. Lineage: Eukaryota; Metazoa; Arthropoda; Insecta; Diptera; Culicidae. The record is from RefSeq and is a predicted model, not a curated record. The transcript has 8 exons. Gene Ontology annotation, molecular function: ubiquitin-protein transferase activity; protein binding. The coding region runs from base 429 to 1799 and encodes 456 amino acids. Gene Ontology annotation, biological process: protein ubiquitination.